Messenger RNA from Formica exsecta, 2320 nucleotides. Its product is annotated as recQ-mediated genome instability protein 1-like. Gene Ontology annotation, biological process: double-strand break repair via homologous recombination; resolution of meiotic recombination intermediates. The record is from RefSeq and is a predicted model, not a curated record. The transcript is spliced from 10 exons. NCBI's taxonomy places the organism in Eukaryota, Metazoa, Arthropoda, Insecta, Hymenoptera, Formicidae. Gene Ontology annotation, molecular function: nucleotide binding. Gene Ontology annotation, cellular component: RecQ family helicase-topoisomerase III complex; nuclear body. The coding region runs from base 356 to 2062 and encodes 568 amino acids.
ACAAACAGCUCUAUUAUAGCAUUUUAUAAUUCGAACGAAAUCCCGCCAAAACUGAGCUACCCAUUGCACACAUAGGACUGUGUUCGAAAACAUCACCCGUGUGCAAACGAGCGUCGUUCUAUCUUUAUUAUUUACUAAAAGUUGAACAAAGAUAGAACGAUGCUCGUGUGUACACCGGUGAUGUUUCCGAACGUACCAUACGUGACAUUACUGUCGUGUAAACGUCAUUAUUACGUCAUCUACAUCACGUAUGCGCGAAAAAAGGAGCCCGUCCAACAACUGUUUACAACACUGUGAUCGGUACUAAUAAGUAAUAUUUAAAUUUUUGAUCGAGGAAAAAAGAGAAAAUGCGAAAAUGAACGAGAACUUGCUGAAACGGAUAAAAAACCAGCUGAAUGCAAAGUUUUAUAUGAUGAACGAUGCGUGGCUCCGAGAUUGCAUCAAAUACUUUGUCAAGGACAAAACUCUUCGUGAAAUGACAGACAGGCACAUUCUGGAAUUUGUUGAAGGCCAAUGGCAACUAAGUGAUUUGCGGGAAGUCAACAAUGAAAAUGGUUGUUUGCCGAGGAACUUGAUACAACAGGUGCAUACUGUAUUGACUGGUACCUACAUACUUCAGGUGAACAAGAUGUAUGAUAUAGCGAAUUCUAAAUAUAAGCAACUUUGUGAAAUUCGUAAAAUCAAUAGUGAGAACUUGAUAGUAGCAGAAGAAGAGAGACAAGCUGAAUGGGAACCGAAAGCUAGAAGAAUGAUACAAUUGUGUCUCACUGAUGGAGUGCAGGAUAUUACUGCAAUAGAGUACAAACCGCUUAAACAAAUGACUAAUAUGUUGCUUCCUGGAUACAAAGUGAUGAUAACUGGUCCAGUCAGUUGUAGACGCGGAGUUAUUCUCUUGGAAGAUGGAAAAUACAAGGAAAUUGGAGGGGAAGUGGAAUCUCUAUUGCAGUCCAAUGCGUUGGAGAAUGUCUUGGCUAGAGCUCUUGGAGAACCAGAAAAUCCUGACCCGUAUAAUGACAAUGGGCUACUUAGAACUGUGAAUCAGAAUGUUCAAAAUGACAAUCUUAAUAGCAAUGACACUUUAUUAUUUGAUGAUGACUUUGAGGAGAUAGUCGAUUUGGAAGCAGUAACAGCGAUUGAACGGCAAAAUCAGGAAGCUGAAACUAUUCAAAAUUGUAUCGGAAGUAAUGAAAACCAAACCAGAGAAAUUAAUGAAAUUACGGAAGACUUUUUAGAAGACAUAGAUUUUGAUCCCUUAGAGAAUUGGCCCAAUGAUUCCCCCAUGAGACCUGUACAUCCUACAUCGCGAGUGGAAAUUGAAAAAUUUGGUGAGAAGGAUGAUAUAAUGAUAGUCGAAGAAACAUCAAUCUCAGCACACGAUUCUCGCAACAAGCAGCCGCCUUCUACAAGUUCCUUUAGGAAUGAAUAUGCUUCAGAAUUUCUCGACAAUGAUUUCGAUUUCGAUGAUUGCGAGAUCAUGGUUCGCACAGAAAAAUCACGAAGUCAACAAGAUGAAAACCUGUCAAAAAAUGAAACCAAAGCAUAUUCCUCGCCAUUAAUGCCUAAAUCGAAAUUGACAAAUCAUAAUACAUUAAAGAAAGUUAAAACGAAUAUUUCUAUUGCAGGCCUGACAAAACAAAACGAAAAAUCUGUGGCGAGCGUUCCCAGCACAGCCCAGCCAACUAAGAACACAGAAACAAUCAAUGUCCUAAGCGACAUAUUAUCCGAGCCUAUCAUAGGAAGAGUACGAAAAAUAGUGAGAGCUAAAGUCAAGAAUCAUUCGGCGUUAAAAAAACAGGGUAAAUACUGGGCAGUAACUGCACUGAUUGCGGAUCACACUUCUAGUAUAGAAGUCUGCUUCGAUUCUGAAAUCCUGGAGAAAUAUAUCGGAUUCUCUGUGCAGGAAUUUUCGCAAAAGAAAAAGCUUGCUAAAUUAGAUUCUCAAGUGAAUAACGAAUUAAGACUGAAUUUGCGCAAGGCGCAACGUCAAAUUGAAAAUCUGAAUGCAUUAUUAGAACUGGAAUUGGCUCAGGAUAAAGUUCCCAAAAUUGUUAAUAUUAUGUAGUUACUUUGCAACAAAUGGAAAACCUUAUGAAAAUGUCAGAAUAAUUAAGUGAAAUGUAUGAAUUGCCAGAGAAGUUUGAUAGGCAAACUUAUAACAUUGCAAACUUUAAAAAGAUUCGCUAUUUUGUGUAAGUACAGAAUAGUACAAAAACUAUAUUUUUAAGUUACUGUAACAAAAGUAUUGUAUAUAUUUUAAGAAUUUAAAGAUAUAGAAUCUUUUUUUACAAUUUAUAAUAAAUGCCAUUCUUAAUAAACAAAA